This is a messenger RNA of Pollicipes pollicipes, 960 nucleotides long. RefSeq lists its product as uncharacterized. Lineage: Eukaryota; Metazoa; Arthropoda; Thecostraca; Pollicipedomorpha; Pollicipedidae. The record is from RefSeq and is a predicted model, not a curated record.
AUGAGGAACCGUAUCAAAGAAACUGGCUAUAGCAACAGCUGUUUGUUGUCAUGGAGCAGUGUUAUUGGAAUGAUCCAUGUGAGAGCCCUGCCUGGAACACCUCUUCAUAGUCUGCACAUGGACAAAGUUGUGGAGACAGCCUGCAGUGAAGCAGACACAUAUACUAAAUGUGAUGUGGACGGUCUGCUGGUGGAGAACAUGCACGACCUGCCGUACAUGUGCGGAGCUCAGCUGGGACCGGAGAUCACUGCGUGCAUGACGCGCGUGGCGGCCGAGGUGCGUCGCAGGGUGCCUGCCGCCAAGCCCGUUGGCGUUCAGGUGCUGGCGGCCGGCAAUCGGCAGGCACUGGCCGUGGCCCUGGCGGCCGGUCUGCAGUUCGUGCGCGCGGAGGGCCUGGUGUACGCGCACGUGGGCACGAGGGGCUGGAUGGACGCCUGCGCCGGGCCGCUGAUGCGGUACCGCCGCCACCUGGCCGCCGACCACAUCAGCGUCUGGGCCGACGUCAAGAAGAAGCACAGCUCUCACGCGGUGACCGCCGACCUGUCUGUGGGGGACACGGCACGCGCGGCCCAGUUCUUCUUGGCUGACGGCGUGGUCGUGACGGGCGGCAGCACGGGCGAGCCGGCCAGCCCCGACCACGUGUCAGAGGUGCGCGCGGCCUGCGAGUUGCCCGUGCUGGUCGGCUCCGGUGUGACGGCGGAGAACGUGGCCUCGUUCGCCGCCGCCCACGGCCUCAUCGUCGGCUCCGAGUUCAAGCACGACGCCAGGUGGAGUGAGCCGCUCUCCGAGAAGAGGAUCCGCCGCUUCAUGGAGGCCGUGCGCGCAGUUCGAGCGACCUCUUGAGCCCACCAGCUGUCUCCGGCCGCUGCCCUCACGCCGCCCGGUCAGCUGCCGUCCGUCCUGACGCCGCCGCCAUGCCGCUCGACCGGCACGACUGUCUGGCGCUGCUAGCGCAGCUGG